AGACAAAAGUGUAUAUAUUUAUAUGGCAUCUGCGAUUUUUCAAUCAUUUACUUUACUUCUGUUUGCGAAGGUUUAGUGUUUCUCGCGCUUUGUCUUGACGUAUUAGAUUAUUAUUCGAUUUGGUACAAUGACUUGGUUUUUUUCAAUUUCGAUCGUCUAUAGCUUUUUUUUGUGGCUCAUUAAUUGUCAGAACUUUAAUAUUAUCCGACACCUGUCAGAAAAUAGCCAUAUGCCCCAGUCUCGUACCAUUCGAGGAGAGCAGAUACCAUUGGAAUUUUAUGAAGCUAUCAUAAGUUCGGAUAAUAGUAAGAUCGAGCUGCAGCAUCGAUUGCAGCACUUUUUGGAAAAUCUACAAAAGAAUCUUACGACAUCUACGGUAUUUAGAGACUUUCAAACAUCUGCAUCUAGAUCGGAGAACUAUGUCACCAAGAUGACUGAAUUGUCAACAUUUUUCCUUGAUGCUUCCAAUUCUGCUAGUACAUUUGCACAAGAAAGCGAAAAGUUCUAUGAUCUAAUAAAGAACUCAAGCUAUGCAUUGUUGUUGAAAUUACGACAAGUCCCUGCAGCACAGCCCACACAGGUAAAGAUUCUGCUAACAAACUAUUUUUCGGAGAUGGAGUUCUUUCAUAUUAUGUUUUCCGAAAUUGUGGACGAAGCAUUAGAAUAUACUGUGGGAACACUGCGUGCUGUUCAACGAGUAUUCCUCCAUUUCGCCGAUGUUCAGAGUUUCAUACUACAGGACUGGAAAUUGAAGCUUGACUUUGAGUGCUGCAAAAUGUACAUGGACUUCUUACAAUAUCAUUCCGCGCAGGUAUUGAAAUGCGCGGCUGGCCAUGAACUAAACGUCGCAUAUGACGUGUACGCUGUGACAAAGACAAAUGCAAAAUAUAUAAUGAGGCAGCUGGAGUUCCGAAUUCAACGACUUUUCAACUGUUUUAUCUUCAAAAGUUACGAAAUACGAUGCCAAUUUCUCCAAAAUGCCGACAGGGAUUUUGAAAGUCUCUUCAGUAAGCUCGAAGAACUAGAAAUGUAUCUGGAUAUAAAAACUAAACAAGGUCGCUCUUCAAAUUUGAGAUUUUACCGACAAAGCCAAAUCCGUUAUGACGAUGUCACUACAAAAUCGACGGAGCCUCUCAGUGACUGCCUACCAAACGACUUUCCCUACAAUCAAAUAAAAUCAGAAUUAAGAUCCUGCUUUAUUUUAUUUGAUGGAAAAUGAAAAUGAAUAUUAGGCAUUUUAAAUGUAAUAUCUAAUAUAACAAAUUCUUCGUUUCUUUGUAAGUACAUAGUUACUCAAUCUGAAUGACAUCUUUAUUUAUCAAGAAGUCGGAGAUUUUCGAUAAAAUGUUUGCAUAAAAUGUA
Messenger RNA from Drosophila guanche, 1362 nucleotides. RefSeq lists its product as uncharacterized. The record is from RefSeq and is a predicted model, not a curated record. The coding region runs from base 128 to 1219 and encodes 363 amino acids. The transcript has a single exon. NCBI's taxonomy places the organism in Eukaryota, Metazoa, Arthropoda, Insecta, Diptera, Drosophilidae.